CCUCCGGCGCCUACGCUUAAUGGCGGUUCUUUUGACUCCUCGGUUCCGCCACCUUGGCAGCCAGAAUGAGCUUGCGGGUACAGGCCGGAGCGGUCGGAGUUCCGUUGUCCCUAGAGGUGGCUCCUGCCGGAAAAGGAAGACAGGUUGCUCUGGUCCUUUUCAAGCUACUCAGCUGUGGGAUGGUAUUGUUCACUCCCUUCAGACCCAAGUGGAAAUAAAAAGGAGGAGACAUCAUUUACGAACAUACAAAGACUGUUUUACUGGUUCUGAUGCUGUUGAUGUAGUAUUAAGUCAUCUUAUGCAAAAUGUGUGCCGAAGUAGCAAUGACCUCUCUCGUCUUAAAGGAGUUCAUCUUUGCCAACUUCUAAUGAAUCAUAAAGUGUUUGAACCGGUAGGAAUGAAGCUAUUCAAAACUGAAAAGGAACUGGAAUUUGAAGAUUCCAACAAUAGUCUCUACAGGUUUCUAGGCAAUAAAUCAUCUAAUGUUUUUUGCAAAAGAAAAAAGGAUGCUGAGAAUGAGCUGAUUGGUGAAAUAAAAGCAAAAAAUCCUUUAAGCAGAUCAGAAGAUGAAAUGAUUUCUAAUCCUCUAGCACAUGGGCUCUGUGGAGAAAGAACUGAGGAACUUAUUCAUACAAUGAGUGGGAAUCUGCAUUUACCUCCAAAUAUCAUUAUUAAUGAACCCAUUCUCCAGCUUUCGAAAGAAGCUGUGGAAGAUAUUUGGAAACAACAAACAUUGUUAUGUAUUCUCCAACUGAUUCAUCUUCCAUUCUUGGAAAAUAUUUUAGAACCUCCAAUUAAAGCACAAAAUCUUCAAUUAAGUAAGGAGGAAGAUCUGGUUAUCUCUAACACUUGCCUGGACAGAGAGCUUAUUCCAAGCUUAUGUCUAACUGAGAUUGAUAACUGGCUUAAUGCAGCAGUUGAAUGCUUGGAAUAUUUCCCUGACCAGUUAAUAGUUAGAGUUAGUCAGCAGUUAGUACAAAACCAAAGUGAAGCGACAAAAUUGGAUAUUCAGAAGAAAUUACUCUUCGAUGUCAUAGUAAAAUAUUAUAAUCAAGAGAGAUCUUGCCUGUUAACUGAUGACUAUUUUGAUAUUCAUUCAGGAAUUAUUGAACUUUUAGAAAAAGAGAGAAGAGUAGAAGCUCUUGAAGCAAUACAGCUCUAUCUAAGAUUGUUGUUGCCCCAUGUGAGAGAAGAGUUACGACGGCUGCUUACUUUUAUGGCUAUUGCAUCAGAGCCUAAUGCCUACAGGUUGCAAAAACAGUAUGAUAACAAAACAGUGGUCAUGAAAACUCUUGCCAAAGCAGUCCUGCAAACCAAAUCUUUAUUAAAAAUACAGGCAGAACAACUGGUCUGGUUUCUACUGGAGUAUCACUCUGAGCUCUUCAAGACACCCGUUACUUUACUGGAUCUCGUCAGUAAGAAACUUAAGAAGCUUCUGCAUGGAGAAGAUCCAGAUGCCAUCUCAGGUAACUGAAGUUAGAGAGGUUAUGUGACAUGGCCAACAGGAAAAGUAGGUAACAGGGCAGGCACUGAGCCUAACAGGUAAGAUGCUGUGUCCCUUGGAGUACCUGGAUUCGAUUCCUAGCUCCAGUUCCUGGCUCCACUUCCUGCUAAUGCAAACCCUGGGAGGGUAAUGAUGGUUCAAAUAAUUGAAUUCUUGCCACUCAUGUGGCAGACUUGGAUAGCAUUCCUGGCUACCAGCUUUAGCCCCACCCCAGCCCAGCUCCAGCUACUGUGGACACUGGGGCGUGAACAAGCAGUUGGGAGUUCAUGCUCACUAUCUGUCUCUGUUUUACUGUCUCUCUGCCUCUCAAAUAAAAAAAAACUUUUAAAGGGGAAAAAGGUAGGUAACUUUUUUUUGAAAAAAUAAUAAAAAUUCAAAGACAUUACUAAUCUUAAAAAAAAUUCGGAGGGGACAUAAUUUAUUUGCUUGAAUUAGAAUUUCUCAGCUAAUAGGUGCUAUUUUCUCUCAUUUCCUUCUUUGAAUAUGGGGUAUAUGGCACAAGUAUAUUGUCACAUACAUCCUAUUUGAUGAAUCAAACAGUGAUACUAAUGAAGUAUUCUACAACUAAUAUCUUUUGGUAUUAAUUCUAGUGUAUUUUACUAAUUUCAAAACAAAUUUCAGUUGACUGCUAUUAACUGCACUAGCUUUUCACAUUUUUUCCCCAUAACUUUAGGUUUUAGAGGAACAUGGGGAGAUUGUAAGCAUUUUAACAUUUCCAUUCAACAAUAUGCUUUGAAUACGAGGCACUUCAAACAGUUCACAGAUAAAUGGCAUUAAAAGUUAAGUUUGUUUUGUUACAAAAAUUUUUGAAAUCCAUGAAUAAUUGUUUUGUUUUAAAGAUUUAUUUAUUUAUUUGAAAGGCAGAGUUUACAGAGAAAGAGAAAGUGAGUGAGAAAGAGAGAAAUCUUCCAUCUGCUGGUUCACUACCCAAAUGGCUGCAGUGGCCACAGUGGGGCCUGUCCUAAGUCAAGAACCUGGAACUUCUUCCCAGUCUCCCACAUGGUGCAGGGGCCUAAAGACUUGGGCCAUCUUCUGCUGCUUUCCCAGACACACUUGCAGGGAGCUUGAUCAGAAGUAGAACAGCAGGGACUCAAACCAGUGCCCAUAUGGGAUGCUGUUGUUGCAGGCAGCAGCCUUACCGGCUAGACCACAAUAGUGGCCCCAAUAUUUUUUUAUGAUGUUCAUUUUCCAUGAACUUUUUGAAGUCCCCUCAUAUAAAUGCUUUAUGCAGUGCUGUGAACUAUAAACAUUUGGAAAGUGAAGCUAUCUUAUUUCAUUUUUUCUAGAAGUUUAUCUUUUAGUGAAAUAAUAUUUAAUAUUCAGAUUAAAUCAACAUAUUAAUUUAAUUUUUAAAAGAUUUAUUUAUUUUUUUGAAAAGCAGAAUUACAGAGAAAUAGAGAGGGAAAGACAGAAAGAGAGAGAGAUCUUCCAUCUGCUGGUUAACCGCACAAAUGGCUGCAACAUCUGGAGCUGAGCUGGUCCAAAGCCAGGAGCCAGGAGCUUCUUCUGGGUCUCCUAAGCACUUGGGCCAUUCUCUGCUGCUUUCCCAGGCACAUUAGCAGGGAGCUGGAUGGGAAGUGGAGCAGCUGGGACGUGAACUGGUGCCAAUACGGGAUGCCGGUGCUGCAGAUGGCAGCUUAAACUGCUGCACCAGAGUGCCAGCUCCUUAAUUGAAUUUUUUAAUUCUUUAUGUUGUAUAUUGUAUAUUGUAUGUGCUUUCUGUUGUAUGUUCCUUUUCCUAUACUUGAAAUGAUUCCUUAAAAUGCAUGAGAGUUGAUUUAAAAUGCUCCUGAGAUGGGGCCGGCGCUAUGGCAUAGCGCAGGUAAAGCUGCCACCUGCAGUGCUGGCAUCCCAUAUGCCAUAUGGGCAUCCGUUCGAGUCCUGGCCGUUCUGCUUCCAAUACAGCUCUCUGCUAUGACCUGGGAGAGCAGUGGAGGAUGGCCCAGGUCUUUGGGCCCAUGUACCUGCAUGGGAGACCCGGAGGAAGCUCCUGGCUCUUGGCUUCAGAUCAGCGCACCUCCGGCCCUUGCGGCCAAUUGGGGAGUGAUCCAGAGGAUGGAAGAUUUCUCUCUCUCUGCCUUCCUUCUCUCUCUGUGUAACUCUGACUUUCAAAUAACUAAAUAAAUAAAUCUUUAAAAAAAUGCUCCUGAGAGCUGGAAUUCAUCCAUCCAUUCAACUAUUCACUAGAUUUUUUUUGAACAUUUACUAUGUGCAAGACUUUGUAUAAGCAUCACAAAUAUAAAGAUAUAUAAGAUAAUGCCCUUGCUUACAAUAAACUCAUGCUUUACUAUUCAAAGGGACUAGCACAUUUUAUAUUUUAAUAAAUAUUUAUUGGAUAAAUUCAGAGAAAGAAUUGAUGAUGGAGAAAUAGCCAUGGAAACCAGUCAUAAAAUAUUAGAGGUUUUCUAAAAGUUAGUGGAAAAUGUGAAUUUUGUAAAAAUUAUGCAGGGAUUUCAAAUCAUUUUUGUACCAAAAUUUUUUUUUUUUUUACUAAAUUUUUCCAUGAACUUUUUGAAGUUCCUCACAUGAUCGGUGUGUGUCCUGCCAGAGUAGGUUAUGAAAGUCUGAAAAAAGGGGCCGGCGCCGUGGCUCACUUGGUUAAUCCUCCACCUAAGGUGCCAGCAUCCCAUAUGGGUGCUGGGUUCUGGUCCCGGUUGCUCCUCUUCCUGUCUAGCUCUCUGCUGUGGCCCAGGAAUGCAGUGGAGGAUGCCCCAGGUGCUUGGACCCCUGCACCCACAUGGGAGACCAGGAGGAAGCACCUGGCUCCUGGCUCCGGAAUGGCGCAGUGCCGGCCAUAGUGGCCAUUUGGGGCGUGAACCAACAGAAGAAAGACCUUUCUCUCUGUCUAUCUCUCUGACUAUAACUCUACCUGUCAAAAAAAAAAAAAGAAAAAAGAAAAGUCUGGAUAAGGAUUACCUGACCUAGUUUGAGGGUAUCAGACUUGAUGUGAAGAGAUAAUUCCCAGCAGGAAUCUUAAAAAUGAGUGAGGAGGGUUAAAACCAAGGAGUAGAGGUGAAUAUAUUUAGAUAGAGGAUAGUGUGAGUGAAAGAGGUAAGCCCUAGAGAUAUGGAUAGGUAUCAGCUCAUGCAGGGCCUCCUUUAGCAGUCAGCAAACUCACCAGGCAGUUGUGGAAGCAUUAAAAGUUAUUUUUAUGAAAGUGGUAAAGCCAGAUAGGAUUCUAGGAGCAGCAUGCUAGCAGCAGUGCAGAGAACAUGUUGGCUGGGGGAGCUGCAGGCAGUCUUAUUUAGGAGACUGCUAAUAACAGAGUGUAAGUGAGAAAUGCUGUAGCCCGUACUGUGGCAGAGGCGAGGGCAAUGAAGAGGAGGGGACAGGUUGGAGAAAUUUCUAAGAGAUAAAAUUGGUAACAUUUGAUUUCAUCUGGGGUUUAGGGAGAAAUGCAACUUUAAAAAAAAUGACCCAAGCUUCCAGGUGAGGUGACUGCUACCAGUUUAGAUAGAAAAACAGAUAAAGAGGAACAGGUUUAGGGAAAUGAUGGAGUCUGGGGAUUUUAAGUUCUGUAUGGGCCAUCUGAUCAAGAUUUUCAGCAAGUCAACUGGAUAUGCAGUUUUGAACCUUAGAGGAGAGAGAGGAGCUAAAAAUAAGUAUGUGGGUUCAUCAGCGUGUGGUAGAAAUUGAAGUCAUUCGUGGUGUGUUAAGUAAAAGAAGAGACCCAAGGAUAAAACUGUAAGGGAUGCCAAUAAUCAGGAGUAGGUAAAGAGAAGCCCAUGAAUGAGACAUAGAAGAGGAUUUAGGAACAAGAUGAUCUGAAGCUGUGUCCAUAAAGUCAAAGAAAAGUAACCUAUUAGGCAGGAGGGUUCCAUGUGGCAGAAGAUCAGCACUGCUGCUAACUAUCUGGACGGAGUUGGUGGGAACUGUUUUUGUGCUUGAGAAGCAAAAGCCAGGUUGCAGUGGCAUUAAGAAGAGUGAACAGGUAAAGAAAUGCAGAGCCGUGAGACAGAGAAGAGGGGAACUGGGCAAUACCCAUCAACUUUAGCAACCUGGUCUGCUGAGAGGAAGGCUUCAGAAGGAAGGGGAUAUUGAAGGAACAAAGAUGGCUGAUGAAGUCAGGCAAGGAGGAAAUUAGUUCAAGGGCAUAGGAUCAAGGGUUUUCCUGGAACGGGAGAAAGGAUAUUGGAGCAAAGGUGACAGUAUUUGUGGAUGUAAAUAAAUCUGUAGGUGUUAAGAGUAGGCAGUUUAUGGAGAUUGUUAAUUGAUGAAUCUUUCCCUUGGCAAAGUAGUAGGGGGAGACUGUAUUGUCUGAGGAUGACAUGAGAAGGGAAUAGUUUGAAACACAUGGUUAGGGGAAUGAGAAAAGAGAUUAAGAAAGGACAAGUACAUGGACUGAUGAGUCAGAUGAAGCAGGAGAUUACAUAUCUUAGUGGUGCCAGUUGGACAGUUUGUUUCUUAGGAGCACCUGUGCACUUGAAUUCUGGAUGAGAGCAUUGAUUUAAGAGCUGGAGCUUUGUCAGCUAUUGCAGAAGGAUAGAAGUGCAAGAGGAUUUAGGACACACACUGAUGAGACAGUGGUUAAAACGUAUGUAUAUGUGUCUGAUCCAACAUGGGAAAGAAGAGACAGUGGGAUGGAGGCUGAUAAAGAAAAUGUCACAUCAAGGUUUUAUGUUCAAAGAUUGAAGGGAGUUGACAAAGAUAAAAACAGUAUUAUAUAGUGGUAGAGACCAGGCCCUGGGAGGGGAAAACCCUGUAUGCAGAUCCUAGCUUGACCACUUGCUAGCCAUGUGUUUCAAGCUUUUAUUUCUUUAUCAAUAAGGAAUCACUGAUAAAAAUACCUACAAACCUAAACCUUAGAAUACUGCAGAUUUAGGCCGGUGCCACGGCUCAAUAGACUGAUCCUCCACCUGUGGCGCCGGCAACCCGGGUUCUAGUCCCAGUUGGGGCGCUGGAUUCUGUCCCCGUUGCUCCUUUUCCAGGCCAGCUCUCUGCUGUGGCCCGGGAGUGCAGUGGAGGAUGGCCCAAGUGCUUGGGCCCUGCACCUGCAUGGGAGACCAGGAGAAGCACCUGGCUCCUGGCUUCGGAUCAGCACGGUGCGCCGGCCAUAGCACGCUGGCCACAGCAGCCAUUGUGGGGUGAACCAAUGGUAAAGGAAGACCUUUCUCUCUGUCUCUCUCACUGUCCACUCUACCUGUUAAAAAAAAAAAAAAAAAAAAAGGAAUACUGCAGAUUUAAUGAGAAAAAGCACCAAAAGCUUGGCACAUGGUAAGCACUAAGUGUAAGGUGUUAUUUGAAGCUACCAAUUCUGAGUAAAGAGUACAGGAGUUUAAGUUUUUAGAAGCAGUAUAAUUGGAGGGCAUCACCACAGGUGUAUUUAAUUGAAGCCUAUUUUAGUGAAGAUAAAGGGAAAAAAUACCCAACAUUUAUGGGCUUCAGGAAUUCAAAUGUUAACUCUGGUUGUGAAUUGAUGUAGUGUUUGUGGAGGCAAGGUGUGAGCUAAGGUGUCUUCAUCCUCCAAUGAGCAUGGGGAAACAGCUGACUACAUGCCAAGUCAGUUCAUGCAGUGGUAGGCAGUCCUGCCAUAGCAUCCCAAGUCCUUUGUUCCUGUUUUGAACAUGCCUCUAAUUUAUUAGCCAUGCCAACUAAUUCUUUGUGUAUUCCUCUUGAACUGGGAUAGUAGUUCCUUGCUUUUCUUCCUUCUUGGAAUUAGAGAUUAAAUAAAAUAAUACAUGUAAAAUAAAAUAAUGUAUGUUUUGCUAAAGUAUAAAGCACUUUUUAAGGAAACAGGAUUGGGGCCAGCGCUGUGGCAUAGCAGGUGGAGCCGCCACCUGCAGUGCCAGCAUCCCAUAUGGGCGCUGGUUUGAGUCCUGGCUGUUCCACUUCCAAUACAGCUCUCUGCCAUAGCCUGGGAGGGCAGUGGAGAACAGCACAAGUCUUUGGCCCCCUGCACCCACAUGGGAGACCUGGAAUAGGCCCCAGGCUCCUAGUUUUGGAUUGGUGCAGCUCCGGGAAUCUGGCCAUCUGGGGAGUGAACUAGCGAAUGGAAGAUCUCUCUCUUUCUUUCUCUGCCUCUGCCUCUCUGUAACUCUGCCUUCCAAACAAAUAAAUAAAUAAAUAAAAUAAAAGAAGAAACAGAAUUAUUACUUUGGAAAAAGGAAAAUAUGGGCAUACGUAACAUUAUUUACCAUGUUUGGAAAAAUAAUAAGCCCAACAUAAGGCAAGUCUG
Oryctolagus cuniculus (rabbit) is the source of this 7679-nucleotide messenger RNA. The record is from RefSeq and is a predicted model, not a curated record. NCBI's taxonomy places the organism in Eukaryota, Metazoa, Chordata, Mammalia, Lagomorpha, Leporidae.